Molecule: messenger RNA, 3047 nt
Organism: Setaria italica (foxtail millet)
Lineage: Eukaryota; Viridiplantae; Streptophyta; Magnoliopsida; Poales; Poaceae
Exons: 2
Coding region: 480-2759 (759 amino acids)
Molecular function (GO): zinc ion binding
Source: RefSeq, a predicted model, not a curated record
GCCGCCCCCGUCUUCCACCAUUGCCCCUCGUCUCUCCGUCCCCCAAUUUCUUCCUCUCUUUGCCCUCCGCGCUGCCACCACCCCCUGCCCCUGCACGGCCUUCAAAUCCGCCCGCUGUUUCCCUUCGCGCGCAGCUCCCUCACCACGCCGCGCCGGCGCGGCGGGGCGCCGUUCGGUGGGCGGGUCACGCUUCUUGGAUCUCGCGGGGUGUCUGCCUGCCUGGUUGCCUUGGUCUCGGCGUCUCCUGGCGAUUCGGGCUGCUUGCUGGGGGGUGAUGACUGUGGCUAGUCCCGAGCUGAUGGCUGCGUAAAAGGUUGGAUUGGUUUUCCCGGCAGAGGGGAUUGGAUCUUGGCGGAGUUGCAGGAGGCCGGAUUGCGACGCCGCUGUGUCCGCCGGGACUGGAUAGUCGCCGCCGCUGCGAUUUCCGCUUUGUCAGGAAUCACUCAAAAGCUGCGUCUUUGCUGGCGCGUUGAUCGGCGAUGGCGAACCACGAGCUCGUCCUCGGGCACGGGCAGAACGCGGAGCUUGCGCUGGGGCAGAACCACCACGACUUCGGCCAGGACCAUGGGCUGGGCCUCGGCCAUGGCCACGAGCUCGAUCUCGGCAGCCACCACCACGACCACGACCUUGUCUUGGGCCAGUCCCAUGAACACGACCAUGAACUUGUACUUGGCCAGUCGCACGACCAUGACCUGGGGUUGGGGCACCAUGACGACGAUCACCAGCUGGUACUCGGGCACGACCACCACCACCAUGGUGGGGAGCUGGCUCUGAGGCAGGGCCAUGAGGGGGACUCCGGAGCACUGGAUGUGCAGGGCCACCACCACGAUGAGCUUGAGUUGUCGGACAGCCACGAGUUGACUCUUGCUGAGACGCACCACCUUGGCGUCGAUCAGAAUCUGGAUGACCAGCUCACACUUGAGCAGGCUCAUGAACUCGCACUGCAUCCACAUGACCUCUCCCAGGCUCCUCUCGCAGUUGCUCCUGUUGUCCAGUCACGGACCAUGGUUGUGAGCCCCGAGUUUCAGCUUGCAGUGGGGCAGGAGUUUCCGGAAGUUAUGAGCUGCCGCAGGGCCAUCCGCAACACUGCCAUCGCCUGCCACUUUGAGAUACAGACAGUGAAGUCUGACAAGACAAGGUUCACUGCUAAGUGUGCUGCUGAGGGCUGCCCGUGGCGCAUACAUGCUGCAAAGCUCCCUGGUGUGCCUACCUUCUCCAUCAGAACCAUACAUGACAACCACAGCUGCGUGGGGAUCAACCAUCUUGGCCAUCAACAGGCAUCUGUUCAGUGGGUUGCAAACACUGUUGAAGAAAGGCUACGUGAGAACCCACAAUGCAAGCCCAAGGAAAUUCUGGAAGAAAUACACAAGGCCCAUGGGAUCACACUAUCCUACAAGCAAGCUUGGAGAGGGAAGGAGCGCAUCAUGGCUGCAGUUCGAGGGUCUUUUGAGGAAGGCUAUCGUCUCCUGCCUGAGUACUGUAAGCAGGUGGAAAGAACAAAUCCAGGAAGUAUUGCUCGAGUCUAUGGAAACCCAGAUGACAAUUGCUUCAGGAGGCUCUUCAUAUCAUUCAAUGCUUCAAUAUUUGGUUUUGUGAAUGCAUGUCGUCCACUCAUUGGGCUUGACAGGGUCCUUCUGAAAAACAAGUAUCUUGGUACCUUGCUUCUUGCAACUGGCUUUGAUGGCGAUGGUGCUCUCUUUCCUUUGGCAUUUGGCGUGGUUGAUGAGGAAACUGAUGAGAACUGGGUAUGGUUCUUGUCUGAGCUGCAUGAGUUGCUGGAGAAGAACACAGAGAACAUGCCAAGGCUCACCAUCUUAUCAGAUAGACGGAAGGGUAUUAUUGAUGGGGUUGAAUUCAACUUUCCAACUGCAUUCCAUGGGUUCUGUAUGCGCCAUGUUAGUGAAACCUUCAAAAAGGAGUUCAGCAAUCCGCAGCUUGUCAACCUUCUCUGGGAAGCUGCUCAUGCACUGACUGUGAUAGAGUUUGAAACUAAGCUGCUGGAGAUAGAGGACACCUCACCAGAAGCUGUUGUUUGGAUAAGGCAUCUUCCACCUCGUCUUUGGGCCACAGCUUACUUUGAGGGGACAAGGUACGGACACCUAACAGCAAACAUCACCGAGUCACUAAAUUCCUGGAUACUGGAUGCAUCUAGCCUUCCUAUAAUUCAGAUGAUGGAAUGCAUCCGUCGCCAGCUAAUGACGUGGUUCAACGAACGGCGUGAAGCAAGCAUGCAGUGGACAACAAUCCUUGUGCCCCUGGCUGAGCGCCGUGUCCAAGAGGCCAUUGAGCGUGCGCGGGGCUACCAGGUGGCCCGAGCCAAUGAGGCGGAAUUCGAGGUCAUCUCGGCUCACGAGGGAACAAAUAUCGUGGACAUCCGCAACAGAUGCUGCUUGUGCCGGGGAUGGCAGCUCUACGGGGUACCCUGUGCUCAUGGUGUGGCGGCGCUCCUCUCCUGCAGACAGAACGUCCACCGCUACACUGAGAGCUGCUUCACCGUAGCAACAUACCGCAAGACAUACUCGCAGACCAUACACCCAAUCCCAGACAAGACCCUCUGGAAUGAAACCGCAGGCCAAGGCCAGGCUGAAGAGAACAAGUUGGAGAUAAUCAUCAACCCACCAAAGUCAUUGAGGCCCCUAGGGAGGCCAAGGAAGAAGAGGGUCCGCGCGGAGGACCGUGGGCGAGUCAAGCGAGUCGUUCACUGCAGUCGCUGCAACCAGAUAGGACACUUCAGAACUACAUGUGCUGCUCCAAUAUGAACAAUGUCAUCAUACAUGCAGUGUUGAAAUCCCAAAUAGCUGCAGUAUUACUGAGACAAGUUAGAACUUAGUGUCUAUUGUGCAAACUUCUUGCUUGCAGGUGGGCGUCUUCGGCUAUAUACUUACUGCUGCCGUUCUAGCAUUGGAUUAUAAUGUUAAUUUCAGUUAUAUAUAUCUCUUGCCAAAUCGAGGGAAAUAGUGUGUCUACUUUCUCGAAUUGUUGUAUAUGAGUAAUGAGAUACUUGUUUUAUCGCCAAGAAUGAGUUGAUGCUUUCUCAGUUAAUUUUA